Molecule: messenger RNA, 6823 nt
Organism: Gorilla gorilla gorilla (western lowland gorilla)
Lineage: Eukaryota; Metazoa; Chordata; Mammalia; Primates; Hominidae
Gene: C21H20orf202
Product: chromosome 21 C20orf202 homolog
Exons: 2
Coding region: 31-399 (122 amino acids)
Source: RefSeq, a predicted model, not a curated record
ACCUGCUGCCAGUCUGAAAGGGUUGGGGGAAUGUACAAGUCAAAGAUCCCUCAGGCCCAGAACCAGGUCAGUGUCAAGGUCACUCCCAAGAACACUGAGCUGAAAACAGCGGAAGAGCCCAGCCCGAGUCUUGGGCAGACCUUGGAGUGGCUGAGAAAGGAGCUGUCUGAGAUGCAGAUUCAAGAUCAGAGGCUCCUGCUCACACUGAGGCAUCUUCACAGUGUCCUGGAGGAGCUGCGUGCGGACAGCGCCCACUGGGAGGACGCCAGGUCCAGCGGAGGGACUUCCCCCAUCAGAGCUCGAGCGGGCUCCGAAGGCAGGGGCUGCCAGCCGGUUUGCUCAAGGGGUCUGGCCCAGCUCCUCCGAGGGGAAGACAGCAGACGAAGCUCUCUCCCUUAACUGGACGGAGAUGACACUGGGCUUUAACACUCUCCCCAUUAGUCUAAACUUUCACUGUGAUAUUUCAGGGGCAGAGUGUUGGAAUGGGAGUCAGAAAGCCAGGGCUCUGGGUUCAUUUCUGCCCUCAUCUGCUGUGCAUCCCUGGAUCUGUCACUCAGCUUCUCUGUGUCUCUGGUUCCUUUUCUGUCACUUGGGAUUUCUUGGUGAGGCACACAUAAGGUAUUGGAUGUGAACACACUUUUCGACUGAAAACACAAACGUGCUCUAGUGCUCUGGCAAGCACCAUGGCAGUAACCCUAUCCUUGGGAAUUUUUCACAAGGCAAUUGUUAAAACAAAGAACUAGAUGUGCAGUAAUGGUUACCAAGUGUUGCUAUGGUGAAAAUUUCAACCCCUGUGUAGUGACUUAGUGGCUGUUUUCUGUCUUCCCAGGAAGCCUUCCCAUUCCCCUUCAUCUGAUAACAUAUUAGGCCCUGUAACCACCCUGGCCAUAGGCAUGGGUAUAUUACCAGGCCUGGCCAAUGAUAUAAUUAUUCAUGGUGGCCCUAAAAAGAUGAUUGGCCCAAUGGAUGGUCAUGUGAACCAACAGAGCCAAUCACCGACCUUCCCUGAGAUUGCUACCUGGAAGCUCUUUCUAUUACACUUAGGCUGAGGCUGCUGGUGGCCAUGUUCCUACCAGGUAAAGAAGACCUGUCUGCAGUAGGAAGGAAAGAGGCUAAUCUCCAAAGAGAAGUAGAGAGAGGGCCACACAACAGAUGGACAGAGAGGAAGAGCGCUGGCUCUUUUUGGUCCCUGGUUUUAGGUCCUAGUUUUGUGAGUUACUCCUGCAUUCUUUCCAGGGACCGAAGCCAGUCAAUUUCACCCCCCACCACAGCCACACACAUCAAUUUGUUUUUGGUUAAGCUGAUUUGAGCAGUUUCCCUCAUUUGCAGCUAGAAUGGCCUUGAGGAAUAUGAUCCAGAUGUUCAAAGAAUCAAAGAGGAGAAAUCAAUAUGAAAAUGGCAUUUCAUUCAAUGAGGGUUUGUGACAACAACCUCCGUAACAGCAGGCAACCAGGCUUGUGAUACAGCAGAGACACUCAGUUGUGUGGGGUGCUGCAGUCAUAACUGAAAAAUUAUAUCUGCCUAUAAGAAAGACUAAAACAGAAAAGGUGACAAUAAAAAAGUCAUGGUGUUAAGAUGGUCUGAUGAUUGGUAGGCCUUUUUGUUUUUGAAAAUCUACCUGUAUGUUGCUAGAACAUUGUUUUUAUGGCUUUGAAAAAGUAAAUCGAUUACAUGUAGAGGCAGAGUGGAGGGGUGCAUUAUAAGUAUAAUGUUUGUAGUCAGAUCAACCUGUGAUUUUUGUAUUUGAUAAUAUAAAUGAUACCUGCUCUGUGAUGCUGGAGCUGGGUCCCUGCAAAGCACCUUUUGGUGUUACCAGCUGCUCCCUGUUAGAGUUUGUUAGGCUUUGCCAAUAUACAGCAUGGAGUUAGACUACAAGUCUAGAGGAGAGAAAAGGGGCUUGCUCCUUCUUCUUGUUUCCCUGUGGGCUUCCUGUUCCUAUGAGCAUCUCCCAGCAAUGUUUCUUCACAACAGGCAGCAAUUCCUUCAUGAAGCACCAGACUUCUCCAGGAUCCAGGUUCCAGACUCCUGGGGCCCCUUCCAGGAGCUCAGAGACAUCAGCUUCAGAUGCCAGUCCCUCCUCCCCUGAAGUGUGGGUCCCUGCCUGACCUACCUGGCCCUUUCCUGAGCUCAGAGACACCAGCCCCAGCUGAGCUGAGUUCCUUUCUCAGAUAGCUGAAUUUAAACUCCAGGGAAUUCCUCCUGUAAGUUUUAAAGUUUGAUAGUUUCUGCCUCUUUUCUUUGCUCCCUCAGCCCUGGAGAUGGCAGAUACUUGCUGCAAUUCCUACCUUAAAGUUCUUUUUAUAACCUUUCAGUCACCCAGUUAACAACUUUAUACCUUAAAUUUUCUGUGUUAAAAUAACUGGUGUGGUUUCUGUCUCCUAUCUGUCCCAGACUGACACAGCUUUUUGCUAUUAUUACCAAUUGCCACUGUAACCAUUCUUGGUUACACUGGAAAGGCUAAUGAAUGGCACCUUAUUAUUGCUGCAUGAUUAUGUUCUGAUUUGUGAAACUAUGACUAUUACACAUGGACAAGCUGAUUAGCCACUAUUAUCUUGAGAGACAUCUGCCUGGCCAUGCAAAGUAGAAAUGACAUUGCUCUCCCAUGCCCGAUGCUAAUCACUAGCACCCUCUGCCUCUCCCUGAUUUCCACAUUUGGGCCCAAAGACCAAAAACCCCUGCCAACCCCUCCAUCUCCAAUCUGGGAAGAUAGACCUAGAGCCCCAGAACCUGCCCUUCUGGUGGGAUAUUUGUUGUUCUCCAAGACCCUACAUUUGGAACCAACGUUCACUUCCUGAUCCUAGGUCAGAGAAAGCCAAAGCUGAGCCCAGAUGCUGGACAAGGAAUUGGGAUGGAAAUUACAUCUUCAGCGUUGGUCCUAGAGGUCUGGGUUGGAAAUCAUGGCCAUGCAGGACAGUGAGCACCAGAGGGAGCAUGUGGAUCAUGGUCUCAGGAAAAUCCAGGGUUUUCUCUGCUAAGGCAGCAAAAACAGGACUGCACACCUAAGCCUAGCAUCCAGGAUGAGGAGAGGAGGGGACAGAGAUGGAAAAAGGAUUCAUGAGGUCAGAAGCUAAAAAUUUAGGAGCAAGAACAGUUCAAGAUGUGAAACCUAGAGUGGGUCAGGGCAGGCAAGGCAAGGCUUACUUACACUGUGACUGAUUAGAAAUGAUCUAAUCUCUCACACCUUUACAUGAGAGCCAGCUUGCAGUCCUGGGUCAGCUGUGACACCUUACAGAGCCCAUGUGUUGUGGUGUAUAUUGAUGUGUAACAAACUGCCUCCAAACUUAAACACAGCAAUCCCUUUAUUAUUGCAACAGCCGUUUAUUAUUGUUGUAAAUUAUGUUUCCCAUAGUUCUGGGCUCAGCUGAGCGGUUCUUGGCUUUGAGUGUCUCCAAUGAUUGCAGUCAGGUGGUGGCUGCAGCUCGAUUUAUCUCAAAGGCUUAUUUGUUGCCCUCUGGCAGGUGAUGCUGGCCUUAGCUGAGGCUGUAAGUUGGAAUGCCUAUACCUGACCCUCCAGGUGGCCAGGCUUCCUCACAGCAUUGCGUCAAGGGUUGGGCUUUACUUUCCAGUCUUUCUGCAUCUUUUCAGGUCCACUCCCACUGCUAAAGAUUUUACUCUCCUGCUAUUUCUUUAAGUCGCAGUUUAUAGAGAGGGAAUCUGAUUGGUCAGCUUAACUUUUGACACCUGGACAUAUCAUAGGUUAUUGGUAUAAAGGAGGUUUAUUUUUGUCUCCCACUUCUCCUCCUUCCUCCUUCUUCUUCCGUCUCUUCUCCCUCUUUCUCCUCUUCCUCUUCAUUGUCAUCAUCAUCAUCAUGAUCAUCAUACAUAGGUAAUUAAAAGGGAGGACUUUGACAUCAGGCUGCCUAGGUUUGAAUACCAGAUCUGCGUCUUAUCAGCUCUCUAACCUUGGGCAUAUAGCAUAACUUUUCUAUGCUUCAGUUUGUUCUUCUAUAAAGUGGGGAUAAUAACAGAAAUUACCUCAUAGGACUAUUGAGCAAAUGCAAUGAGUCAACAUGUUGCUGGGACAUAAGCAGUGCUCAGUAAAUCUUAGCAAUUAUUAUUAAUAAUGACAGCUACCAUUUUAUUUUAUUUUACUGUAAGUUCUGGGAUACAAGUACAGAACGUGUAGGUUUGUUACAUAGGUAUACAUGUGCCAUGGUGGUGUACUGCACCUAUCAACCCGUCAUCUCGGUUUUAAGCCCUGCGUGCAUUAGUUAUUUGUCCUAAUACUCUCCCUCCCCUUGCCCCCCACCCCUGACCGGCUCUGAUGUAUGUUGUUCCCCUCCCCUGUGUCCAUGUGUUCUCAUUGUUCAACUCCCAGUUAUGAAUGAGAACAUGCAGUGUUUGAUUUUCUGUUCCUGUGUUAGUUUGCUGAGGAUGACGGCUUCCAGCUUCAUCCAUGUCCCUGCAAAGAACAUGAUCUCAUUCGAUUUUAUGGUUGCAUAGCACUCCACUGUGUAUAUGUACCACAUUUUCUUUAUUGUGCAUUUGGGUUGGUUCCAUUGAUGUGCAUUUGGGUUGGUUCCAUGUCUUUGCUACUGUAAAUAGUGCCGCAAUGGACAGCUACCUUUUUUUUUUUUGAGAUGGAGUUUUGCUGUUGUUGCCCAGGCUGGUGUGCAAUGGCAUGAUCUCAGCUCACCACAACCUCCACCUCCCGUGUUUAAGCGAUUCUCCUGCCUCUGCCUCCCAGGUAGCUGGGAUUACAGGCGUGCGCCACCACGCCCAGCUGAUUUUGUAUUUUUAGUAGAGACGGGGUUUCUCCAUGUUGGUCAGACUGGUUUCGAAUUCCUGACUGCAGGUGAUCCGCCUGCCUUGGCCUCCCAAAGUGCUGGGAUUACAGGCCUGAGCCACUGUGCCUGGCCAACAGCUAUCAUUUUUAAAGUCAGGAUAGUUUAGUGAUCAUAAGUACAGCCUGGAGCCUCACUGCCUGUGUCCAAAUCCCAGCUCUACAAUAUACUGAUUGUGUGCCCUUGGGCAAGUCAUUAAACUCUCUAUGCCUUGAUUUUAUCAUCUGUAGAAUGGGGAUAAUAGUAUUGCCUAUCUCCUGGGGUUUUUGUGAGGAAUAAAUGAGUUAAUACAUGGAAAACACAACCAUGUUUGUCAUCUAACAACAACUAUGUGUCAUGUAAGCUAUUCAUUAUCAUUAUCAAUCAUCUGCCCUAAAUACCAGCACCACACACGGCGCUGUAAAGAUCUUAGUGCACUGAACACACUCAACAUCUCUGCAAGGGUGAUAUUAAAUCUCCACUUUAUGGAUGAAGGAACUGAAGUUUAGUGGAGCUAAGUUGCCCCCCAAAAAAGCACAAUGAGUAAAUGGCAGCAGUGGCAUUGAAUCUCAGGCCUAUCUUCUGUCUAAGCAGGGCUCUUACUAUGAUAUGAUGUUGCUCUUCUGAUCAGCCACAGAGGGGGAGGGGUGCCAUGAAGACAGGAAGCAGUGAUGUCAGGCUCGUAGGAUCCCUGCUCCCUCCUUCUGGCAGGGUCUGGGGCAAGACAGUCUCUAAUGUGUGUGAAGGCAACUCUAGGACAACACCUCUGUUAUCUCUCCAGUAAGUAGGCAGACACAGAAUCUGGUGAUCCCAGUAAUGCACACCCAUCCCUGCUCCCAGCAUAUCUUGAGGCCCAGUUCUCUCCUGUCUCUGCCACCCUGCUUUGUUUUGCCCAAACCCUCCCCAGGUCAUGGGGACAGCUCCUAUUUCACUGGGCUGAGGUCAGUUUCACUGGAUCAAAAUCAAGAUGUUGGCCAGACUGUACUCCCUGCUGACUCUAAGAGAGAAUUCCUUCCUUGCCUCUUCCAGUUUCUCGUGGCUGCUGGCAGUCCUUGACUUAGGCUGCAUAACUUCAGUUUCUGUCUCUGUCUUCUCAUAGCCUUUUGCUCUGUGAGUGUUAAAUCUCCCUCUGUCUACCUCUUAUAAGGAAUCACAUGAUUGCAUUUAGGGCCCACCUGGCUAACCCAGGAUAAUCUCCACAUGUCAAGAUUCUUAACUUAAUCACAUCUCUAAAGACUUUCACCUGCCUUUCUUUCCAUAUAAGGUAACAUAUAAGGAUUGGGACGCGGAGAGGGAAUUUCCCUCUCAUUCCUUCUGGAAAGCAUUCUCUGGCCAAUGUGCAGGGCUAAGAAGAAUCUCACAUAGCUGCAGAUUACCCUGGUCGCUGUCAGAAGAAGAACUUAUGUUUGUUGAACACCUGCAACGCACAGGCAUUGUAACAGACCUGACCAGUGAGUACGUGUUAAUAUUUCCAUUCGACAGCGGAGAAAACUGUGACCCAAGGAAGCAAAAGCAGGACAGUUACAAACAGAUGAAACUGAAGGUUCAAAGUUGGGCUUCUGACAAACGUGUUGAGAUUUCGUACGUGCGCCAUCGAAGACUAGGGUAAUUACGCUGUGUGUGGGCGCCACCUAGUGUCCAUACAGAGCAAUUCUUCCGUGAAUCAGCCCGUUCCGGGUUGCAGGAUUGGCUCACGCACUAUCAGCUUUCCCGUUGUGGCACAUCUUACUGGGAGGGCCAUGGACCGAGAGGCUUUCUGGCCCCAGAGAUCUGCGUUUGAACUUUAGCUCUGCCGUUGACAGAGUGAUCUGGGGCCUCCUUCUCUGAUCCUUCACUUAUCCUUAACUCUAAAGUAAAAAUGACACCUCUCAGAGCUGUGGAGAGGAUGUUGGAAAGUGCUUUGUAACAAACUGGGAAUAACUGGAGAGAAUGGAAAGAAACAUUGUCUGCAGUUGACCAGGCUUGGAUUCAUGUUAAAAAAUACUUAAUGUGCACCUGCUGUGUGUCAGGCACUGUUCUGGAUGUGGGAAUGUCGCAACAAAUAAAACAGACAAAAUUUA